Messenger RNA from Gallus gallus (chicken), 2262 nucleotides. It is a transcript of the gene GINS2, whose product is annotated as GINS complex subunit 2. Gene Ontology annotation, biological process: DNA replication; double-strand break repair via break-induced replication. The transcript has 8 exons. Gene Ontology annotation, cellular component: nucleus; GINS complex. NCBI's taxonomy places the organism in Eukaryota, Metazoa, Chordata, Aves, Galliformes, Phasianidae. The coding region runs from base 850 to 1377 and encodes 175 amino acids. The record is from RefSeq and is a predicted model, not a curated record.
AGGUUAGAAACCAACCUUGCAAAACCCACAGCACGGAUGGGAGCGGGGUUGGAAAUCCCCCUCUCAGCUCACAGUGGGAGCUGGGAUGCAAGGAGGGCUUGGCGGGCACGGAGACGGGCACAUCACGGAGCUUUUUCCGCGCGUGCAGCGCUGCUGCUGUGGCGGUGACUCCUGCAAUGAGUGUCUGUGGGUUUCUGGAGCGUGAACUCAUCGGCGAUGCAAACGUCUCUCUGACACGGAAGCAAAGUUGAAGCCCCGGCACCAGGCAGCAAAGCGCAGAGCAAAGCAGUGGUGGGGGAAUCGCUCUGCCCGAGCAUCUCCCGGCUCCGUGAGCACAUCUGGCCCUGGGGAAGGGGCUGAGGGAGGGAGGUGCUGCUCAGCUCCCUGCAGGCCCCGCGAGUGAGCAGUGCUGGAGAGCCAGGAGCAGCGGCGAGGCCCCGAGAAGAGGAUGAGAACAUGGGGCUCAAGUUAUCCUGCCUGAAAGGGUUGAAGAUGUGUGUGAGCAGCGGGAAUGGCAGCACCGGGACCCCAGAACAGGAUGGGAAGCACCUCCACGUGCCCUCCAUCAUCGUCACACCGCCCACACCCACGGGGACCAUGCUGUGCCGGGACACACGGAGGGCAACGGGGGGCACAUCACCGCCCUGCAGCCGGCGCUGAGCACCCACAGGGGACACCAACAGCUCCAGUACUGCCCCAGGGCUGGAUCCCGCCCCGCUGGGGGUGAUGCUUCCUGGUGUGCUGCUUCGCUGGAGAGCCCCGGGAGAGGACGGCGUGCAAAAGCAGAUGGAAAUUUAAUUUUUUAAUGACAGCAGCAGAUGGCAAAAGACACAAAAGUGUAUUCACACCAUGUCAGAGCCAUUUAUAAAGUGCCUGGCGGAGCUGCAGCGCGUGCUGGUGGCACCACGGGGGGAUCUGGGCCCUUUCAACCCCGGUUUGCCAGUGGAAGUGCCUGUCUGGUUGGCCAUCAACCUGAAGCAGAGGCAGAAAUGCCGGCUGAUACCCCCAGCGUGGAUGGAUGUGGAAAAGCUGGAGGAAAUUCGGGACCAAGAACGCAAAGAGGACACCUUCACUCCAAUGCCCAGUCCCUAUUAUAUGGAACUCACAAAGCUGCUCUUAAACUACGCCUCCGACAACAUCCCCAAAGCAGACGAGAUCCGGACGCUGGUGAAGGACACGUGGGACACGAGGAUGGCCAAACUGCGGCUGUCUGCGGACAGCUUCGUCCGGCAGCAGGAGGCCCACGCCAAGCUGGAUAACCUGACGCUGAUGGAGAUCAACACCAUUGGGACUUUCCUUACUCAAGCCUUAGACCACAUGUACAAGCUCCGGACCAACCUGCAGCCUUCUGGCAGCGCCGAAUCCCAGGAUUUCUGAGCAUUUCUGCCCACGCCAGCCCUCCAAGCACACACGUCCGCCGUGCCACCUUCCAUCUCCCAGAACCCUGUGAGUUUUGUGAGCCACGUGCAGCCCGUCCUCGGCAGCAGCUGCAGGCGGCUCAGCUUCCCCUGCUGCUGCUCACACACAGCCUGGGGAGGGAGCAGGGCAGGAACCGCUGCAGAGCUGGCACGGGGCAUUCCCUGCAUGAGAGCUGCAGAAGCCCUCGCUUCCCCUUUGCUGAACUUCGCCUCUCCCUUUGGUUCAGAGGCUGCUGCCAAAGGCGUGCACAGAUACAUGUGGUGGCUCGCCAGCAUCCGGCUAAUGAUGUCGGGCAGAUCCCUCUGCCCUGCGGAGCGUGGGUGUACUUCAUAGAGGGAACUUCUGAGGGCAGCACAGGCCACACACUGCCUUGAAAGCAAUGAAUUUCAAGGCGGUGCUUCGCUGCGGGUUCACUCGGAGCCUCAAAACAGGGAAAGAUGUGCCGGCAGCGAGAGCGCUGGGAGGCACAUCCAUCUGCUCCUUGGAGAAGGACAAAAGAAAAUGGCUUUUCCCUCUCCGAGCCAGGCUGGUUGGUACUAUGAAACCUCCCAGCACCUGGGCAACAGCCAGCUGGCUGAGCAGGACCCCAAGGGGAGGAGGGCAGGACCCCCAAAAGGGGGGUGGCAAAGCCGAUCUGCUGGGAGCGACGCUCUUUUCCCAUCACUGCUGGGGGGGAGAAAGAAUCCUUUUGCCAUCCUUAGGAAGCUUUUAUGAUGAUCUUUUUUUUUUUGUUGUUGCUGUUCUGAUGUUUUCAGACAUUACAGCCAGGAAUACCUCCUUGCUACAUCCACCAAAUGAUCUCUCUUCCAUUACAGUUAAUUCAAACAAAGACACUUAGAACGA